Piliocolobus tephrosceles (Ugandan red Colobus) is the source of this 3633-nucleotide messenger RNA. It is a transcript of the gene TMEM41B, whose product is annotated as transmembrane protein 41B. Gene Ontology annotation, biological process: autophagosome assembly. Gene Ontology annotation, cellular component: endoplasmic reticulum membrane. Bases 320 to 898 code for a protein of 192 amino acids. NCBI's taxonomy places the organism in Eukaryota, Metazoa, Chordata, Mammalia, Primates, Cercopithecidae. The transcript is spliced from 7 exons. The record is from RefSeq and is a predicted model, not a curated record.
GCGCCAGGUGGCCACCUCUUUCUCGCGGGUGGGGCGGGGCACUGAAAGGGGCGGUCCAGGACCCUGACUUGUCUCGCGGUUACUGGGCCUAAGCGAGCGCGCGAGGCUCGGGGGCGGCACGGGGCGGGGUUUAGCCUGGGGCGGGCGCUGCGGGUGUUGCUGGGCGUCGCUGUGCUAGCUGGGCUGCGGUCGUCUCGGGUGAGGAGGUCGCACCGGAAGUGGCUCUGGCCGUGGCGCUUCGGCGGAGUAAGCAGCCUGCGAUUUUGUUGUUUAGGGGGCGCGGCACCCCACCGCUUCUUUCACCUUCCUUGCAGCUGCCAUGGCGAAAGGCAGAGUCGCCGAACGCUCGCAGACGGGCGCUAACCACAGGACCCCCGUGGGGGACGGGGCAGCGGGGACGCGGGGUCCCGCGGCGCCUGGCAGCAGAGACCACCAGAAGGAAAAAUCCUGGGCAGAAGCUGGAUCAGCAGGAAUGUCACUCCUUAUAUUGGUGUCCAUUUUCUUAUCUGCAGCUUUUGUUAUGUUUUUGGUAUAUAAAAAUUUUCCUCAGCUUAGUGAAGAAGAAAGAGUGAAUAUGAAGGUUCCCAGAGAUAUGGAUGAUGCCAAGGCUCUAGGAAAAGUUUUAUCCAAAUAUAAGGACACCUUUUAUGUUCAAGUACUUGUAGCUUAUUUUGCUACAUAUAUUUUUUACCAGCUUGCAAACAUUUGCUAUUCCAGGCUCUAUAUUUCUCAGUAUACUUUCAGGGUUUCUUUAUCCCUUUCCACUAGCCUUAUUUCUUGUUUGUUUGUGUUCUGGACUUGGUGCCUCUUUUUGUUAUAUGCUUUCCUAUUUAGUUGGGAGACCAGUUGUAUACAAAUAUCUAACAGAGAAAGCAGUAAAAUGGUCACAGCAGGUUGAACGUCAUAGAGAACAUCUCAUUAACUACAUUAUAUUUUUGAGAAUAACACCAUUUCUGCCUAAUUGGUUUAUUAAUAUCACAUCUCCUGUGAUAAACGUGCCAUUGAAAGUUUUUUUUAUUGGUACUUUUCUAGGUGUUGCACCUCCUUCUUUUGUAGCCAUUAAGGCAGGAACAACACUGUAUCAACUUACAACAGCAGGAGAAGCUGUUUCCUGGAACUCAAUAUUUAUUCUGAUGAUCUUGGCUGUGCUUUCUAUUCUGCCAGCCAUCUUCCAAAAAAAACUAAAGCAGAAAUUUGAGUAAAAAUAAUCAUCUGAUUUUUAGUUUUGCUGUCAUCACCAUCUCAGGAUUAACAGGUGCAUCCAUUUAUGUUUUAAAAUCACCUCUUCAGUAAUUAAACAAGGAAUUUGUAAAAUAAAAUUUCCUGUCAGAUAGUUAAAGUAAUACAUUUAAACGAUAAGGGGAGAAGAAAGUAAAAAUGGAAAUUGGUAUACUGUGAAAAGUGCUAUCAAUAGUUAAGGUAGACAUCUUAGACAUAAAGUAUUAUACCAAGGGUAGCUAUAGAUAAUAGUAGUGUGGUAGGAAAUUGUUGAUCCAGCUAAUUCAUUUGAUUUAAUUGAAUAUUUUUUCUCUUUAAUAACUAAAAUAGAUAUUCUUAAAUUCUAGAUUUUUAAAAGUAGUGUUGCAAGUUUUGUUAAUGUUAGACUUUUUUCAGAGCCUAAACUGGAAAACUUAAAAAGAGAUUUACAUUUUCUUCCUCUUUUGAGGUAAUGGAUUAGUUUGGAAAUUGCAUGUUAGUAGACGACUGAAUAUGGAAAGGAUAUCAAAUUGUCUAUUUUGUUAAUUUCAUUUUUGUUUUUUAUCUUCUAGAUUUUUAUCCUGGAUUAGUCUGAAAUUUAAAGUUCUGGCCAGUCUGUUUUCUUUUAUCUUGUGGUUUUUACAGUAUUUCCACUGUGCAUAUACAAAAUUGGUAUUAUAGAACUGUAUCAUAUUUGGUAUUGUUAAUUUUUUUUUUUUUUUUUUUUGAGAUGGAGUCUUGCUGUUGCCCAGGCUGGAGUGCAGUGGCAUGAUCUUGGCUCACUGCAGAUUCCGCCUCCUGGGUUCAAGCGAUUCUCCUGACCCAGCUUCCUGAGUAACUGCGAUUACAGGUGUGUGCCACCACGCCCAGCUAAUUUUUGUAUUUUUAGUAGAGAUGGGGUUUCACCAUGUUGGCCGGGCUGAUCUUGAACUCCUGACCUCAGGCUGUCUGCCCACUUCCAUCUCCCAAAGUGCUGGGAUUACAGGCUUGAGCCACUGUGCCUGGCCAUGGUAUUGAUAAUUUAUAUUCAGAUAAUUUGUUAUGGCUCUUUAAUAUCUCAAAAGGGACUCUAAAAAGCAAACACUCAAGAGUUUGUAGUUUUUAGACAUUAAGUUAAUUAUUUUAAACAAUGACAGCAAAACACAAGUGAUUAAAUAUAGUUUAUUUGUUCCAAUGACUAAAUUUUACCUCAUUUAUUAAUCUGGUUAUUAAGGAAUACAUUUAAUAAUAAUAUGUAAUUAUUCUUUUUAUGCAUGAUACACCUAGAAAAAUGCCUUUUGUUUCUGUUGAUGGCUUUUUUGUUUGGAGCUGCUUUUGAUUACUUAAUGCAGUUUCCCAAUUUAGUCUUUACUUUUUCUAACUCACAAAGUAAAAUUAACUGAUCACAUGGCAACUACUAUAUUUAAAUAGUUCUGGAAAAAUGAAAGUGCUUUUUGCUGCUUGGUUAAUGGGUAAUGCCCUUGAUUCCUUGGUUGUAGGACAUAGCUGAUCUAAAGUGCUCUGUCAGUUUUGCCUUCACCCAUGACUGUCAUGUUGAAAAGUUCUUUAGCUGUGAGAAAUCCUUGUAUGUUUUUAUUAUGAGAGGUAUAAUCAUCCUCAAAAGCCUGUUUUUACUACAUGAUGUGGACUGAUUAUUUUUUCUAUCACAGUAUUAACAGAUAGAUUUUAUUGUAAAUACAAAGAAAAUAUAUUGAUUAUUAUAGUAUUCUUAUGUCAGCUGGCCUUUUAUGUGAGAUUAUUAUUUCUAGCAAGUCUUUCUUCCUUUCUUAGUGCCCAGAGACUGAUAAAUCCUUUCUUAUUUUUACACAUAAAUUAAAACAUAGCCUUUUUGGACAAAUUCACUAAAUAUUACUGUAUAAAAUGUAAUUGAGUAAAUUUUUAUCAGAAUUUUAAAAAUGAGCUUAGACUCAGAAGCUUCACUAUUUACUCCAGCGUGUGUAAAUUGUACUUACUCUAUUCUCAGAGUAUAUUUACUGUCCUUGUCAUUGAUUCUUUCCCUUUGCUAAUUUUUUUUUUUUUGUUGUUAAUGGUAGCUGCGACUUUAGGUGGGGUAUAUUUUCUUCUCCUAAGAGAAUAGACAGUUUUUCCAGAUUCAUCAUCAUUGACUGUCAAGAAAGGACCCUUCAGCAGGCUGUACCCUCAGUGCAGUUGAUGGCCUGUCUUCAUGGAUUCACAGACUUGGCCUGAUGCCACAUGUAAAUUCAAGCUUUGGCUUGACAAUUAUACGGUAACAACCACAAGAAGACAAGCAUCUGUGGUGCAGAGGCAAGCAGGCUAACUAGAAGUUGACAUGCUAAGAAAGUGAAACUGUUCUUUCUUAGUUAAUGGUCUUUCUCUGGAGCUCUGUUACUUUGAGUAUAAUAUUUCCAUGACACUUAGUAAAUGCAAGCUAAAAUGUAGUAAUAAUAAUAAUAAAUUGUACUGGAGAAACCUAAA